This is a messenger RNA of Eurypyga helias (sunbittern), 815 nucleotides long. Its product is annotated as leucyl-cystinyl aminopeptidase-like. Gene Ontology annotation, biological process: peptide catabolic process; proteolysis. Gene Ontology annotation, molecular function: peptide binding; metalloaminopeptidase activity; zinc ion binding. The record is from RefSeq and is a predicted model, not a curated record. The annotation marks the transcript as partial. Gene Ontology annotation, cellular component: cytoplasm. Lineage: Eukaryota; Metazoa; Chordata; Aves; Eurypygiformes; Eurypygidae. The transcript has 6 exons.
GUAUCUGUCUAUGCCAUACCACAGCAUCUAAACCAAGUUGGGUAUGCCUUAAACACAACAGUGAAACUUCUGGAAUUUUAUCAAAAGUACUUUUUAAUAAACUACCCUCUUGAAAAAUUAGAUCUGGUUGCAAUUCCUGAUUUUCAGUCUGGUGCAAUGGAAAACUGGGGUUUGAUCACAUUCCGAGAAACAACACUCCUGUUUGACAGUAAUACUUCGUCAGCAAGGGAUAAGAAGUUAAUCACUGCAGUGAUAGCACAUGAGCUUGCCCAUCAGUGGUUUGGCAAUCUAGUAACUAUGGAAUGGUGGAACGAUCUCUGGCUGAAUGAGGGAUUUGCCACUUUCAUGGAGUACUUUGCCAUGGAGGAGAUUUUUCCAGAAUUACAUUCAGAUGAAGAUUUCCUUAAUUUAAUUUUCAAGGCUAUGAUGAAGGAUUCCUUGAAUUCUUCACAUCCAGUCUCUUCCGCUGUUCAGUCUUCAGAGCAAAUUGAAGAAAUGUUUGAUACACUUUCUUAUAUCAAGGGGGCUUCCCUUCUUUUGAUGCUGAAGCACUAUCUCACUAAGGAUGUUUUCCAAGCUGGCAUUGAGGUAUACUUGCAUAAUCACAACUAUGGAUCUGCCCAGAGUGAUGACUUGUGGGACAGCAUGAAUGAGAUUACCAAUGGAACCCUAGACGUAAAAAAGUUGAUGAAAACUUGGAUUCUCCAUAAAGGAUUUCCUUUAGUUACUGUUGUGCGAAAGGGAAAGAUUAUUUCUGUACAACAGGAGAAAUUUUUGUAUUGUGUGGAACCAGAAAAUUGGACGUCAGAUGCAAG